This is a messenger RNA of Lepisosteus oculatus (spotted gar), 4639 nucleotides long. The record is from RefSeq and is a predicted model, not a curated record. Lineage: Eukaryota; Metazoa; Chordata; Actinopteri; Semionotiformes; Lepisosteidae.
GAAAAAUAAAACCGAGUUCCUGUUUUGAUACUUAGGGGACUGGUGCAUAAUCUCAAUGCGCGUUGCAAUAAGAUUUAAAAAAAGAAUGUUUCAUUUACGUUUAGGGUGACAGACAAUUAAUAUCAAAUAAUUAAUUUACACAGAGAUGUACUGGGGGAAAUACAUACUCUUCGUGCACAGCAAAGCUUCGAUGCUGUGAUACCGAACAGCAGCAACACCUACAAAAUAUUCAAAUUUGACGAUUUUUGUUGAACUGCUCCUAGCCGGAGAGCGAGUCGCUCGCAUUGCCCUCCUCUCUGCAGGUGGUGAAGCGCUGCUGUACAGUAUCUUGUAAUAUCUAUUUCUGCAGCAGCAAUGCUGGGAAGCCAUGGCAUACAGCCAGUGACAUUAGUUUUUAAUAAUGCUAAAAACUGUUUUCUGCACCUCUCUUCGAGCUUAGUUUCACAGCUUCGCCUUCAAGAGAACCAAGCCCUGGAGCUCUCCUGGGACCGCUGUCAACCCGUGUACCUCAGCUGGACGAAAUGCCUGCAGUCUUCAUUCCAGGGGGAGAGCGUUGUAGAGGUCAACAGGCACUUGGGUGCCAGGCUUGGAAUCAAAGAUGGAGAGCAGGCAUUUCUCAGACCUUGCUGGCAGAUCCUAUCCAUUCAGCAGGUGUUUGUGGAACCACUGUCAUCUGAUGACUGGGAGAUAUUGGAGCUUCACAGCUCAGCACUUGAGCGACACCUCCUUGACCAGAUAAGGGUCGUGUAUCCAAACGGACUGUUUCCCGUGUGGGUGGACCAGCACACUGUCAUCUACGUCAGGAUAGCUGCCCUCACGCCCGCUGCUCCGUAUGGCCGGCUGGAGCAGCUCACCGAGCUGAUCGUCUCCCCCAAGCUGCGCCAAGACGGGGAGAGCCCGGCGCGCCCUUCUGCCCCCCCGAACUGGCAAGCAGAUGCCAGUCAGGCUCGGGGUCCGCACGGGCCAGACAACGCCCCGGGGAGAGACGCGUUGGGCACCCACCGCGGGGCGCCACCGUGCGUCUCCCCCGGAGGGGGGCGCGAUCUGCGGAGCCUGAUCCGAUCCAUGUUCGCCGGGAGCCCUGCCCCCCAGAGGGAGGUUCCCGCUGUCCCUUCGGUGCCGCCCGUCCUCGGGGACUCUGUUUUCAGAGUGUGCAGGAGCGCCCCCUUCCCUGCCGGCCGGCAGAGCCCCGCUCACGGAGCAGCCCACGUCUUCCCCUGGCGCCACCCCUGCGCGGCGCGCGGCGGGGCCCCGUUCGCUGUCACCUACGGCCGGCUGUCCAGGCUGCACCGCCCCAGGGAACCAAGGGAAAAGCCGCACAGGACGCUGUCCCAGCCCGAGAGGAAGAGGGGCCCCGAGGCUCGGGGCGCUGGAGACCAGCUCGGGUCCGGAGGGGGCGCCGCAGGGCCCCUGGCCGUCAGGAUCAUAUGCCAUGGGGUGGAGGAGCUGGCGGACACCCAGGGCUGCGGCAGCAGGAGAGGGAUGCCGUAUGGUGGGAGGGUGUGGAUUUCAGAAUCCAUUAGAAGAAGACUGGGUAUUGAUUUCUGCACAGCCGUUAGAAUACAGCCAUUAAACUCAGUCCCAGAAAUAGCAUCCUGUGUCCGAUUGCAGCCCUUGCAAUCACUGCCACAGAAGGUCAAGGAGCAGGAUGUCCAGUCUGCUUUCCUGGACUGGCUGCAAGCUCAGAAUAAUGAAGAGCUGCCUUGGCUCACAGGGAGGUCCAGCUUUGUCGCCUUGCCAGUCCACGAAGAAAACAUGGAGUUUGCCUUGACUGUGAUGAAGCCAGAAUCCAAAAAGACAGGAAACGGUGAAUCAGAUGAGGUUUUCAUGUUGACGACCAGUUUGCUGGAAAAAACAGACAUACAGCUAUCAAGGUAUCCACAGGCAGCUGGGUCAGAAUCUGUGCGAGCACAGGAUCCCAGCCAGAUUCUUGCCCCACCAGUACAAUCUCUGGGAGGAGUGGAAGACAUUGCUGACUCUGCCUUUGAGCACAUCUCCCAGAGCCUGAUGGGACGGCCUCUCUCCCAGGAGCUGCUGUCUGUAGUAUCAGGGCUCAGGAACGGAGCACUUCUCCUCACAGGACUCAAGGGCAGUGGGAAGACAGCUCUUGCCACAGCUCUCUGCAGAAAAGCAGCUGAUGUCUUGGAUGCUCAUGUGGAAGUCAUUGACUGUCAAAAACUAAGAGGGAAGAGAGGGGAGACGGUCCGAAAGAAGCUGGAGGAGGCGUUUGAGGAAGCCGCGUGGAGGCAGCCCUCUGUGGUGCUCCUGGACGACCUGGAGCAGCUGACCGGGGCCGCGGCCGGCCCCGAGCAGGAGCACGGCCCGGAGGCGCUCCGCAGCCAGCAGCUGGCCCAGGCCUUGAAGGAUCUAGUGAGUGAUGCUGUUGUACACGGCAGUCUGAUUGCCUUGAUUGCUACCAGCCAGAGUGAGCACACCCUCCACCCUUCAUUGACAUCAGCGCAGGGCUCUCAUUUCUUUCAGUGCAUCAAGGAGAUUCCCCGCCCCAGCCAGGCCCAAAGAAGUGAAAUUCUUCGAGCAAUAAUUAAGAGCAAAAGCAUCAUUGCUGAAGAUAGCCUGGGAGUACUUGAUCUCGAGUCAGUUUCCAGGGAAACUGAAGGUUACCUGGCGAGCGAUUUCACCCUGCUGGUUGAAAGAGCAGUUCACGCCAGUGUUCUUCACAACAGAAUCACAGCUUCAGAGGUGUUUUUGGCCACCUCUGACUUCCAGCAGGCACUCAGAAGCUUCACCCCGCCCUCUCUCCUGAGUUCCCGCCUGAACGCCCCCCCCGAGGCAGGCUGGGACCGCGUCGGGGGCCUGAGGGAGGUCCGGCAGGUGCUGAUGGACACCGUUCAGCUUCCAGCAAAGUAUCCUGCCCUGUUUGCAAGUCUGCCCAUCCGACAGCGCUCUGGAGUGCUGCUGUACGGAGCUCCGGGCACAGGGAAGACUUUGCUAGCAGGAGCUGUUGCCAAGGAGAGCGGAAUGAACUUCAUCAGCAUCAAGGGGCCUGAACUCCUCAGCAAAUACAUUGGAGCCAGUGAGCUGGCCGUGCGCGACGUGUUUCAGAGGGCCCAGGCUGCCAAGCCCUGCAUCCUGUUCUUUGACGAGUUUGACUCCCUGGCUCCGCGCAGGGGGCACGACAGCACAGGAGUGACCGACCGUGUGGUCAACCAGCUGCUCACUCAGCUGGACGGCGUGGAGAGGCUGGAUGGGGUGUAUGUGUUGGCUGCCACCAGUCGUCCUGACUUGAUAGAUCCGGCCCUUCUGAGACCCGGUCGUCUGGACAAGUCUCUGUACUGUCCUCCCCCUGAUCAGGAGGCCCGACUGGAGAUUCUCAAGGCCCUUACUCAGACUGUACCGCUGGCGGGAGAUGUGGACUUUGACCAAAUGGCAGCCGCCACCGACUCCUUCACUGGGGCUGACUUGAAGGCACUGCUGUACAACGCUCAACUAGAGGCAAUUCAUAGCAACCUGGGGGCCGGCUCUCUCCAUGAAGUGGGGUCUGGCUCGGACAGCGACGUCAGCUUGUCUUCCAUGAUCUUCCUGAACCACAGCAGCGGGUCAGACGACUCAGCAGGCGAGGGGGAGGGCGGGCUUGAACACUCCAUGGUGCUGCUGGACUCCUCCGAGCUGCUUCCAGAGGACCCGCGUCACAACAUGUGGCGCCUUUACUUCGGCAGCUCCUACGAGUCCGAGCUGGGGAACCCGACACCCUCAGAGCUGGUCAGACCUUCCACUGUGUCCUGUGUAUAGAGAUCCCUAUACUCUCAGAGCCGGUCAGACCUUCCACAGUGUCCUGUGUAGAGAUCCCUAUACUCUCAGAGCCGGUCACUGAUCUCUACAGUGUCCUGUGUUGAGAUGAAUAGACACAAACUGUGUGCUUAGUCUGUAAAUCACCUCAGACAUGACAGAAAUCUUUAAAGGAAGAACUGAUAUCCUGUGCGCUUUACUGUUGUCCCAUUUCACACAUAUUGUGUAUCCUGUUGCGCAUGUUCUGUGUGAUUUUGGUUAAUUGUUCCUGUGCGGAUUAAUAUUAUAUUAAUUCAUAUUGUAACGGCAGCUUUAGAGAUAAUGUCAUGGCUGAAUGCCAGGGGAGUGCACUGGGAAAUCUAAUGAGUGCUGCUCAAAGUGGCAAAGCUCUUUCGUGAAAUAUUGUGAUCUGCAGCUGCUGUGGACUAACACUGAGUAUGUUCUCACCUCUCUCCCUGUCAUUCAGGUGUGAAGAGUCAUUCUUAUGAAACUCAAUAGCUCUAUUGAGAAACCAGAAUGGCAAAUCACACAGAACCUGGCAGAGAAUAUAAAGCAAAAUGUGAAAAUGAACAUAUUAAUUAUAUAUGGUACAGUACACUACUCUUUUAAUAAUUAAACCUGAGGUGCUAAAAUGUCUUAUAGUUUCACAGGAAAUAUUGGAAUAUUUUGCAAAAAGACUCAAACACUUGUAACACUUACAUCAGAUUAAUGUAGGUGCACGAUCUUGCCAGUUUUUGCCAACAUUUCUCAAUUGGGAAAUAUAUUUUUAUAUUUAUGCUUUCUCAGAUAAACUAGUGCAGUUCCGCAUCUAGUGUACGUCGUAAGAGACGUUAUAUUAAAAUACGGAAUUAUAAAUAAUUCUGUAUUUUCCGACACUGAUGGCUGUUUCCCU